Messenger RNA from Oryza sativa Japonica Group (Japanese rice), 2262 nucleotides. Its product is annotated as phosphatidylinositol/phosphatidylcholine transfer protein SFH11. Lineage: Eukaryota; Viridiplantae; Streptophyta; Magnoliopsida; Poales; Poaceae. The record is from RefSeq and is a predicted model, not a curated record.
UUUGCAGCCGUAGUAACAGAGAUUAGAAGGAAAAAUAAUAAAAACAACAGUCUGUCAAGUACACGCCUGCCUUGCCGGUUGCCCCUCGCCGGCGGCCUCGUAGCCGGAGCCCGUCCUCUCCGCCGCGCCCGCGUCUGCCGGCUUGCUGGCGAGCUCGCGGGCCAUUGCCGGAGCCCGUCGCAUUGACCGAAUCGCGGGGCAAAACCACCACCAUCCGCGCCAUUGCUUCCGAGCGGCGGGAAAGGAUCGAGGAUCCCCUUCCUUCUGCAUAUUGCGUUGCUUGCUUGCAUCAUUCUCCACCGCCACCGCCGCUGCUGCCCCCCGCCUUUUUCUCUUCCCUUUUGCCGCCGAGGCGCGGUGCGGGCCACCGCCACGUGAUGGAAUGGAAGAGGAGCAUACCGCCGCCUCAGGUUUUUGCUUCUUCCCCCGCGCGCCAUCUUGGUGCGGACGGCGGGAGAUUCUCUGCGCACCCUAUCGCCGCCUGCGGAAGCAAUCUGACUGGGCUAUGCCCAUCAUGUGUUCGACGGAGUGCCGCAACGGCAAGAAACCUUAAGACUUCGUUUUUAUUAUAUCUCCCCUAGGACAGAGGCGGAGGAGGAUCAGGAUUGGUUAUACAUCAGGCCGUACCACGCCCUUGUAUUCAAAACUUUAGCUUAGUGGUUUCUCCGGCAAGUUGACAAGAAAAACUGAUCAUAUCAAAGAUGAGCUUCAAAUCUAUUGACCGGUUAAUUAGGAGGAACAGUAAGACCAAACUUUCUCGGAAUAUUGUUGAUGGUAUUUAUGACCAGAAGGAAGAGCAAUAUGUGCAAUCCUUGAGGGAGUUGCUUCUUGCAAACAACCAGCUUCCCGAGAAGUUUGAUGACUAUCAUGUCCUACUACGCUUUCUGAAAAUGAGAGGAUUUAACAUAGUAAAGGCAAAAGAAAUGUUUUUAAAUAUGCUAAAAUGGCGUGAAGAAUGUGCUGUUGAUGCCAUUGCAAAGGAUUUUAAAUUUGAAGAGUACGAUGCUGUAAAAAGAUGCUAUCCUCAUGGAUUUCAUGGAGUUGAUAGAUUUGGCAGGCCAUUGUAUAUCGAAAGGAUUGGCUUGGUUGAUCUCAAUAAGCUCAUGCAAGUAUCUAGCACUGAUCGAUAUGUAAAGUAUCAUAUAUCAGAACAAGAGAAAACUUUAUCCUUGAGAUAUCCAGCUUGCUCCCUUGUGGCUAAGAAGCACAUAGGCUCUACAACAGCCAUAUUUGAUGUGAAAGGAUUGGGUAUGAAUAACUUUUCAAAAUCUGGAAGGGACCUGUUCAUAGAGAUUCAAAAGAUAGACAGCAAUUACUAUCCAGAGACAUUAAAUCAAUUAUACAUAAUCAAUGCUGGUGCUGGAUUUAGAGCACUGUGGAAAGUAUUAAAAGCAUGCAUGGAGGCAAGAACUUUAGCAAAGAUUCAGGUUUUAGGGACCAAUUAUCUUAGUACAAUACUAGAAGCAGUUGACCCAAGUAAUUUACCAGACUUCUUAGGGGGAACAUGUACUUGUUCUGCAACUGGAGGAUGCUUGCUCCAAGAUAAAGGACCUUGGACUGACCAGGAAAUUUCUCAAGCUUCUAAGGGAGUGUUUGGUAAAGGUCAGAAAUCUUUCGAUGAGAUAAGUACUACAGUUGCCUGCGAAAACUUUCCAGGUCACCAGGAGCCUUCUGUAGGAAAAUUGCAUCCCAUUUCUGGCUGGAAACGUACUCUUGGCAUGUUGUUGAAGGAUAACCAGGUUGGCGAUACGAAUGAAAAUAUUCAACAGAAUAAAGUGAAUGAACAAAUCUCAGAGAAGAUCCAAGAACUUGAAAAUUGCUCUGCUCAGACCCAGGAGGUGAGCAAAGACCCUUCACGCACUACUACAGAAGCAGAAUGAGCUUGCGAACCACAUUGAACAGUUGAGGAAGCUCCUCCGGGAGGCCGCAAAUGCAGACAACAAAGCAAACGUCCUAAUCUUGAAGUGAAAUUGCGUGCUUUCCAGCAGGAAGUGAAACGAGAAAAUUUGAACCAGCAUCGCAUGGUAGAAAUAUUGCAGCAUGGUAGAAAAGAAAUACAGCAAUAGACACGUCGGAUAGUUCUCAGUAAUGAUUCCUUAAUCGUUAGUCCCUUGGCUGGUAAUCUAACACGAAGCAAAUUAAGAAAGCAACCGUACACCAUGAUGAUUUCAAAACGCAAUGCAACUUCUUUGUACACAUGCUGCGUUCUGUUGUACAUUUGUAACGCAUCUUUUCAGAAGGGAAAAUGUUGUAUGUACCACA